This is a messenger RNA of Plasmopara halstedii, 561 nucleotides long. RefSeq lists its product as uncharacterized. The transcript has a single exon. The record is from RefSeq and is a predicted model, not a curated record. NCBI's taxonomy places the organism in Eukaryota, Oomycota, Peronosporomycetes, Peronosporales, Peronosporaceae. Bases 1 to 561 code for a protein of 186 amino acids.
AUGCAGCUUUUGACCCUCUUAUCUGUAGCAUCCAGUUUAGCGGCCGUAAACUCUGCUGCUCUGGGGAAUGAAGAUGACGUCAAACAAAUGGCUACCCAUCAGCCUCGUGUCAAGUACUUUGUUCACGUAGUAGCGGAUGGAGAUGACUGUGAUUAUCCCGACAAUUCUUAUCCCAUGUGCGCAAGCAAGAACUUUGUGUGCAGGAUGGAAAACGGCCAAGAGAUGUAUGCCGAUGCCCCGUCGUGCUUAAUAUACGAUCCUAGCACCAUGCGAAGCAAUCCAUUUUUGAUCGAGGAGACGGCUGUUGAGCCUUGGGGCGUUUGCGACCCUGCAGCGGAGCUUAAGAGGAAAAUUGGUGACUCGCCAAUUUGUAAAAGAGAGUUUAUGUGUCUUUGUUUACAUGGAGCAGAAGAAAAUUGCAUUUGUGCGCCACCGGAUGCUGUGGAUGAUGCGAACGGAGCUGCUCAUUGUGUCAAUAGCACCGCGUGUCCUGAGGACAAAUAUUGUCAUUACCUGCUGAAAGGUGGAGUUGAUUGCGGACAGAAACCUUAUUUUACUUAA